AUGCCACCAAUCUUCCUCCUCCUCUUCCUCUUGUUCUCCACCGCCAUUGCCACCCACAACCGCCGUAGUCUGCACCAACCCUUUUUCCCAUUAGACUCCCACCCCCCAUCCCACCCCCCAUAUCCCUCACCCCCAGCACCCGAAAUCCCAUUUUCCAGUUCUACCCCUGAUCAACAACCCUUUUUCCCAACCUACCCCUCUCCACCACCACCGCCAUCUCCACCCCCCCCUGCCUCUUUCCCUGCUAACGUCUCCUCUCUCAACCUGCCCCAAUCCCAGAAAUCCAAACACAUUUCCUCUAAGCUCAUCGCCACAGCCGUCACCGUCGUUGUUGCUGCUGUAGUCGUCAUCGCCAUUGUCGUUUACCUACACAUUCGGAAGCGAAGACUCCGAUCUUCCACCGAUGACAAGACUUCUACAUCUAAUAGCGGCGGUCGUUUCAGCAAUGAUAAUGUUAGAACUGCCAAUGGGGUUCCAAAGUUGCAAAGACCUUCACAAAACAGCUCAGAGUUUCUCUAUCUUGGUACUCUGGUCAAUUCUCAGAGUGGCGUCGAAGGACAUGGUCCUCGGAAUGGUCGUAGUAGUGGUGGAGGAGACCAUGGAAAUCCUAGGAAAUUGGACUCACCGGAGCUCCGACCAUUGCCGCCGCUAAGUGGGCGUAGUUUUAGGCGGAAUUACGGCAAUGCUCGAGUGGGUGAAGAGGAAGACGAUGAGUUUUACUCUCCCAAAGGGUCUUUGACGGGUCGUGAGAGUUCUAUCGGCACUGGAUCGGCCUCUAGGAGAGUGUUUGCGGCUGUGGUGGUGGAGAAUUUUUCAAGGAGUGAUGGGUCUAGCUCUUCUUUAUAUUCGUCAUCAAGCUUCGGUUCGCCGGUAAGGUCAGUGUCCUUAAGCAUCUCUCCACCGGUGAGUUUGAGUCCGAAAAGUUCGAGGCCCAAGUCGCCGGAAUUAGCCCCAGUUCGGACUGCUCCUCCACCACCCGUAUCGCCUUUCGUGGGCUUAUUAGUUAAUAGGAAGGAAUCUGCGUCCCAAUCGCCGUCUUCUUCGUCAUCUCCGCUGAGAGAUUUAGGGAAAAGCCAGUAUUCAUCACCAAGAUUAUCAGAUGUUUCAAAUAAACAUUCACAUUCUCCACUUGGAGAUUUAAGAAAAAGCCAAGAAUCACCUCUCAGAAUAUCAAAUUCUUCUUCGCAGCCAAAUUCACAUUCUCCAGCGAGAGUGAGUUCUAUUGAGCAGAAUGUUCGGGUUCCUGUUCCAGCACCACCUAGUCCGGCUCUUUCGAUUCCGCCGCCACCACCACUGCCGCCAUUUAGGCACUGGGAAAGUCCAACAACUCCUACCCCACUUGUUCCUGAGCAAAUAUCUAAGCCACCAGUUCUGGUAACCCCUUUGAAACCUAUAGCUAUUCAAAGUCCAACAUUGAUAUCUCCGAUGGAAUUGCCUCUCAAUUCAGAAGAUGUUAUGAAAAAAGUGAUUGUUGGGAAUUCGGAGGAGGCUACGAAACCAAAAUUGAAGCCAUUGCAUUGGGAUAAAGUAAGAGCAAGUUCGGAUCGUGAAAUGGUGUGGGAUCAGCUAAAAUCGAGCUCAUUUAAGUUGAAUGAGGAGAUGAUUGAAACCUUGUUUAUUGUAAAUACUCCAAUUUCAAAUCCUAAGGAAACAACACGACGCCAAGUACUUCCUUCUCCGCCUGCAAGCCAAGAGAAUAGGGUUCUUGAUCCCAAGAAAUCACAGAACAUUGCAAUUCGGCUAAGGGCACUGAAUGUGACUAUAGAGGAAGUUUGUGAAGCCCUUUUGGACGGCAAUGUGGAUGCACUUGGAAUUGACUUUCUUGAGAGUUUAUUGAAGAUGGCUCCAACUAAAGAAGAAGAACGCAAGCUAAAGGAGUACAAAGAGGAUUCACCAUUCACUCCUGGUCCUGCUGAGAGGUUUUUGAAGGCAGUGCUUGAUAUACCUUUUGCAUUCAAAAGAGUGGAUGCAAUGCUAUACAUGUCCAACUUUGAGUUCGAGGUCGAGUACCUCAAAAAGUCAUUUGAAACUUUGGAGGCAGCAUGUGAAGAACUGAGGAACAGUAGGAUGUUUUUAAAGCUUCUAGAAGCUGUGCUAAAGACUGGUAACCGAAUGAAUGUUGGGACAAAUCGUGGGGAUGCUCAUGCCUUCAAGCUGGACACACUCCUCAAGCUUGUUGAUGUCAAGGGUGUCGAUGGGAAAACCACUCUCUUGCAUUUUGUUGUUCAGGAAAUAACAAGAAGCGAAGGGGCACGUCUUGCUACCCCCAACCAAAAUCCAACAUCCACGGUGAAUGACGAUGUUAAAUGUAGGAAGCUUGGUCUACAAGUUGUUUCUGGUCUUUGUAUGGAGCUCGUGAAUGUGAAGAAAGCUGCUGCCAUGGAUUCAGAAGUGCUUAAUUAUGAUGUCUUGAAGCUUUCUAAUGGAAUUGGGAACAUUGCUGAGGUUGCACGAUUAAAUAAAGCAAUGGGGUUAGAGGAAAGCAGCAUGAAAUUUUCCGAGUCAAUGAACAGGUUUAUGGAAAUGGCUGAGGAGGAGAUUAUAAGGAUUCAAGCCCACGAGAGCGUUGCUCUUUCUCUAGUUAAGGAGAUCACCGAAUACUUCCAUGGGAACUCAGCCAAGGAAGAAGCUCACCCUUUCAGAAUCUUCAUGGUGGUAAGAGACUUCCUAACAAUUCUUGAUCGGGUCUGCAAGGAAGUUGGAACGAUGAAUGAGCGAACCACAGUCAAUUCCGCCCAUAAAUUUCCAGUUCCAGUAAAUCCUACUCUGCAGCCAGUUUUUAGGGGAUUUCCUGGAAGACGACAGUGCAGCUCCUCUGAUGAUGAGAGCUCAUCUCCUUAACGGUUAUGGCUCACGUCAGGUGACAUUUUUGUUGCUAUUCUAAUCCUUGAUUUUGUUGGUUAGAAGCUCCUCCACGGAGGUGCCUGCCAAUAUUCAAACGUAUGCAUUCUUUAAUUUUGUAUCCAUAUAGAUCCAUAUAGAAGAUUUUGAAAAUCGUUUCAUCCUAUAGAUAUAUAUGCAGAGGUUAUUUUCUUUGG
Ilex paraguariensis (yerba mate) is the source of this 3038-nucleotide messenger RNA. The record is from the annotation of a GenBank genome assembly. Lineage: Eukaryota; Viridiplantae; Streptophyta; Magnoliopsida; Aquifoliales; Aquifoliaceae.